AUCUUCUUGAAACUAUUUUUGUAUGCAUCUUACUAUACAAGUGAAAUGAAUGGUGGUUGAGCCACGAAUCUGCACUAAAAAAGCAUAAGUGAUAAGUGACACUUUGGAAUAUACAAUUGAAAUGAACGUUAUCCCAUCUUAUAUUUUCAACCAUCAAUUCAGUCAUCAUCUCUUCUUAUCCUAAUCAAACUUGUGCAUACCACUCAUUUUCUACUUUAUUAAUUCUAUGAUUUUAAAAGCUUCUCAACACAAAUUUGUAUUCUUAUAUAAAAUUUUCAGUAAGUCUAAUAUAAUGUUUUAAUACAGGGAUUUUAGCAUUAGACACAUGCUAUAAUACUUUUAAAAUAGAUAAAAAAAAAUAGUAACAUGAAACAAAUAUAUACAAAAAUAGUAAAUAUGUGGAUAUCAAGGGAUUUGACAUUUUUUUACAUUUUGAUUUUAUCUUGACUUGUUUCUUUGCAUCUAUAGCAAGUAUGUAGAUGUUCAUAGAUCUCAUGCUGAGUUUAAAAAGAUCCUAGAAGAAAACAAUUUCAAUCAUGAUGAUAUUAUGAAGAAAUCUCUAGAGAAGGAUCUUCCUAGCUUAAAUGGAAGCUCAAAGAAGCGACAAAGGUCUAAAUCCAAAGUAAAAGAGGCUUCUCAAAAAAGAUCAUCAAAAAAGGACACAUCAGAUAAACCCCAGAGGAGUUCACAUAGGAAAUCAUCAGAGGGUAGCAAAAUAUGCGCCUUUGACUUGUUGGCAUCCAUAGCUGACAAGUUAUCACAGGAGAGUGAAAGUUCUACUUCAAUCACCAGUCCAGAACAAAAAGACCAGAUUACCCUCUCUAAAGAAUCACCACAUUCCGUAUAACCAUUAUCAACUCCUAGUCAACUAGCAGCAUUGCAUAAACACAACAUUAAUAACAGAAGACAUUGUCAUAAACAGAGCAUUAAUCAAAGAAGGCCGAUCGUACCUGUAAACAACGUGAAAGAAGGAGGAGGCAGAAGCGGCUGUUGGCCGGAGUAGGAGACUUCGUCUGUGUCGUCGACUGAAGACCGGAGGCGGAGGCGGAGGCGUCGUCGGGUGAAGGCGAAGGCUUCGUCGUUCUCGUGAUAAGAAAAAAAAUACACGAAAAGGGAACGUAAUUGCAAUUUUGACUUUUGGGUCAAUUUUGUUUAGUUUGCAAAUUUUGACCUAAUUGAAAAUGUGCUGGGCUACACUGAUGGGCCCCUUCAAUAUGCACAUCCAUAUAAAAAGUACAGUACAAGUGUUUAAAGCUGGGUGAUAAAUGAAGAUUCUCCUAACACACACACAGAAGUAAGUAUUAUUAUUA
Lactuca sativa (garden lettuce) is the source of this 1310-nucleotide messenger RNA. RefSeq lists its product as uncharacterized. The record is from RefSeq and is a predicted model, not a curated record. Lineage: Eukaryota; Viridiplantae; Streptophyta; Magnoliopsida; Asterales; Asteraceae.